AUGGCUGGAUCAAAAGAUGAAUUGAUUGAAAGAGUUGCCGAUAGAAAAACUUUGGGAAGUAUUCCUAAUUGUUCUAAGUGUGGAGGUGGAAAACUUAAAUUUGAUAUGUAAAAAGGAGAGUAUUUUUGUAAAGGAUUUAUGGAAGAUACUACUUUUAGAUUUUGUAGGGCAAAGUUUUCUAAAAAUGAAGUCACUAGAUAUGAUUUUAAUGAUAUUUGA
Molecule: messenger RNA, 219 nt
Organism: Ichthyophthirius multifiliis
Lineage: Eukaryota; Ciliophora; Oligohymenophorea; Hymenostomatida
Product: poly polymerase and DNA-ligase zn-finger region family protein, putative
Exons: 1
Molecular function (GO): zinc ion binding
Source: RefSeq, a predicted model, not a curated record